Molecule: messenger RNA, 759 nt
Organism: Candidula unifasciata
Lineage: Eukaryota; Metazoa; Mollusca; Gastropoda; Stylommatophora; Geomitridae
Source: the annotation of a GenBank genome assembly
AUGAACUGCAGGUUUCCAAGACCAGAUGCAAGUAAAAGAAUGUUUUGUUUUCCCUGGGCAGGGGGAGGACCAAGUUUUUUUACAGCAUGGGGCGAAGAUGUGUCAGAGGAUAUCGAAGUGUUUGGUAUUUGCCUGCCUGGUAGAGAGAACAGAUAUCAGGAGCCUUGUGUCAGUGAUGGGCGGAAAACUAUUGAGUGGAUUGCAUCCGUCAUACAUGAUCAGUAUUCUGACAAGCCAUUUGUAUUCUAUGGUCACAGCAUGGGUGCACUGUUGGCAUUUUGUGUGGCCAUAGAACUGAAACAAAAGUACAACAUAGAACCAGAAUGUCUGUUUUUAUCAGGAACUACAGCCCCACAUUCACCUCACAGAAGAGGCAGAGCAAUGUUCACAGAAUCUAUGACAAAAGAUGAAUUUCUGGCUAAAAUCAAAUUAUUAGGCGGAACACCAAGUGAAAUAUUUGAUAAUGCAGAACUGGCAGAAAUUUAUUACCCACCUCUGCGUGCUGAUAUGUGUAUGAUUGAUCAUCUUACAUAUGAACACAAGCCUGACCAAAGACCACCACUCUCUUGUCCUAUUGAUUUCUUUGAUGGAACUGAAGACGUGGACCAUGACAUCCAAGCGUGGAAACAAGUUACAUCUGGACAGUUCACGUUUCGCACAAUGCCAGGUGGUCAUUUUUUCCUGAAGAUCCCAGAGAACACCAGAAAGCUGAUCAUGUUUUUUAACAUAAGACUCGGAGGCUAUGAUGAUAUUGUGUAA